CAAGUCUUCCAAGUUUCAGAUAAGAAUACAUGCCCCUCAGCUUCUUCCUCUGGUUCUGCUUUCAUAUAUAGCUGAAACGCUGAGAUUUCAACAGCACAUCAAGGUAUAUAUAGUUAACAAUGGAAGUGAGCAACAGGUACAUUACAAUAAAGACUCAUGUUGAUGGUGCACCAAAGGAGUCCCACUUUGAGCUCAAGGCCGCAGCUCUUCUUCUUUCAGUUGAGCCUGGGUGCAGUGAUGUCAUAGUCAAGAAUCUCUACGUAUCUAUUGACCCAUACCAGAUAAACCGCAUGAAGAGCCAAAGUCCGUCUCAGAAAGCCAUCAAUUUUGCAGUUGGUAUAACCCCCGGCGAGGUUAUUGAUGCUUAUGGUGUGGCAAAAGUUGUGGCCUCUGGGAAUCCCAGGUUUGAGAAGGAUGACUUGGUGGUUGGCCUAAUCACUUGGGGAGACUAUAGUGUACUAAAAGAAGGAAGCAUGUUAAAUAAAUUGGACACCAUGGGAUUUCCACUGACUUACCAUGUGGGAAUUCUAGGGCUUAGUGGAUUGACAGCCUAUUGUGGAUUUUUUGAGGUAUGCAAGCCCAAGAAGGGGGAGAAAGUGUUUGUAUCAGCAGCUUCUGGAUCGGUAGGAAAUUUGGUUGGACAGUAUGCCAAACUGUUUGGUUGCCAUGUUGUUGGCUGUGCUGGAAGCAAGCAAAAGGUAGAGUUGCUCAAAGAAAAGCUUGGAUUUGAUGAUGCAUUCAACUACAAAGAAGAAACUGAUUUGAAGUCAGCUUUGAAAAGGUACUUCCCAGAAGGAAUUGACAUAUACUUCGACAAUGUGGGGGCUGAGAUGCAGGAAGCAGCAGUUGCCAACAUGAAUACCUUCGGCAGAGUUGCUGUUUGUGGGGUUAUCUCUGAAUACACUGAUGCUGGAAAACGAGCUGCUCCAGAUAUGCUGGAUGUUGUGUACAAGCGAAUCACAAUCCGAGGAUUUUUGGCAGCUGAUUUUAUGAAUGUAUAUGCAGAUUGUAUAUCAACGACCUCGGAUCACCUUCGUACGGGUAAUAUGCAGGCACUUGAAGACAUAACACCCGGUUUGGAGAACAUCCCCUCUGCUUUCAUUGGACUCUUUCGGGGUGACAACAUUGGAAAGAAAGUUGUUAAGAUUGCAGAGGAGUGAAUGGGAAGAAAAAAAAGAGGUUAUUUUCUUGAAUAAUAAAAUGGAAAGAACACUCCAUUAAUCAUUUUGUUGUUCUUAUGAUGAUAGUAGUUGUUGUUAAGAUUGCAGAGGACUGAAUGGAAGAAAGACUAUUUAGCAUGC
Alnus glutinosa is the source of this 1301-nucleotide messenger RNA. RefSeq names its product 2-alkenal reductase (NADP(+)-dependent)-like. Gene Ontology annotation, molecular function: oxidoreductase activity, acting on the CH-CH group of donors, NAD or NADP as acceptor. The coding region runs from base 120 to 1160 and encodes 346 amino acids. Lineage: Eukaryota; Viridiplantae; Streptophyta; Magnoliopsida; Fagales; Betulaceae. The record is from RefSeq and is a predicted model, not a curated record. The transcript has 5 exons.